GAGCGACACUGAGCAUUGCUCCGACAGCCCCAUGCAAAUCCUGUCUUCGACUUGAUCAGGCCGGAGCACUGCCUGGCAUUGACGGGACCGCGUUACCUACCUACGCCUGUCCUCUUCUGGGGCUCCCCUCCCCAUCUGCUGCUAUAUUUAUCCGCCUGCUUGGCCAUAAAAGGCUGGCUGUGAGGCCUGACAUUCUGCUGCCUGACCACAUGCCUUAUUUUUGACCUGGCCCCCAGGCUCCUGUCUUCUGCCCUGCUGCUUAACUCUGCCUUGGAUUCAGCCUAGCUGGGUUUUCAUUGUCUCGUCCAGCCCCUCGCUGCGUCUUGACAUCUCCACCACCGUGGGUCCUCUGGAAGCUGGUUGCCCGCUUCCCUGAGAGGCACGAGAUGGCCCUGCCUUUUUAUCAGAGGUCCCAGCAGCACUACGACCUCAGCUACCGUGACAAGGACCUGCGCACCACCAUGAGCCAGUACCAGCAGGAGAAGCAGCGCUCCGCCAUCUACACGCACGGCUCUGCGGCCUACACCAGCCGCUCCUCGGCCGCCCACCGCCAGGAGUCCCAGGCCUCCAGCCGGGUGGCCUCCUCCUCGCAGCAGCAGGCCUCGCACUUCUCCUUCGGGGCUGAAGUCCAGCGCAAGGCCGCCUCGGCCUCGGCCUACGACUACGGCUACGGCUACUCCUCGCACGGACUUACAGACUCCAGUCUGCUGUUAGAAGAUUACUCGUCCAUCUCGAGCCCCAAAACCAAGCGAGCGAAGCACAGUCUUCUGUCCGGAGAGGAGAAGGAGAACCUGCCAGGUGGUUACCUGGUGCCCAUUUACUCCGGGCGGCAAGUGCACGUCAGUGGGAUGACAGACACAGAAGAGGAGCGAAUCAAAGAAGCAGCUGCAUACAUAGCCCAGAGAAAUCUCCUUGCUAGUGAGGAAGGAAUCCGGGCAUCCAAGCAGCUCACAGCAUCCAAGCGGUCCAUGCAGUCCAAACAGGCCACGUCCGUGCUGGAACAGGAGGAAACCCUGGAAAAGAAGUCGAGGGAGGUCACCAUUCGAGAAAAGGCAGACCUCUUGUCACUGAGGAAAACAUUAGAAGAAACCCAGGCAUACCACGGGAAGUUAAAUGAGGACCACCUUCUCCACGCUCCGGAGUUCAUCAUCAAACCUCGCUCUCACACGGUGUGGGAGAAGGAGAAUGUGAUACUGCACUGCUCCGUGGUAGGCUGGCCCGAGCCCCGCCUCACGUGGUACAAAAACCAGGUACCAAUAAAUGUCCAUGCCAGCCCCGGAAAGUAUAUCAUUGGAAGUCGAUAUGGAAUACACACUCUGGAGAUCACUGAAUGUGACUUCGAAGACACAGCUCAGUACCGGGCCUCGGCGAUGAAUGUCCAAGGCGAGCUUUCAGCCUACGCGUCAGUCGUAGUAAAGAGGUACAAGGGAGAGUUGGACGAAAUGCGCUCACACCAUGCCACCAUGCCCCCAAGCUUCGCCGUGACCCCGUAUGGCUACGCAGCCAAGUUUGAGAUCCACUUUGAUGACAAGUUUGAUGUGUCCUUUGGGAGAGAGAGAGAGACGAUGAGUCUCGGCUGCCGCGUGGUCAUCACUCCUGAAAUCAAGCGUUUCCAGCCAGAAAUCCAGUGGUACAGGAAUGGGGAGCCUGUCUCUCCAUCGAAGUGGGUGCAAACUCACUGGAGCGGCGACCGGGCAACCCUGACGUUUUCCCACCUCAACAAGGAAGACGAAGGCCUCUACACGAUCCGUGUGCGGAUGGGAGACUAUUACGAGCAGUACAGCGCCUAUGUCUUUGUCCGAGAUGCUGAUGCCGAGAUCCAAGGUGCCCCUGCCACACCCUUGGACGUGGUGAGCUUGGAAGCCAACAAAGACUACAUCAUCAUCUCCUGGAAGCAGCCGGCCGUGGACGGAGGGAGCCCUAUCCUGGGCUACUUCAUUGAUAAGUGUGAGGUGGGCACGGACAGCUGGUCUCAGUGCAAUGACACACCCGUGAAGUUUGCUCGCUUCCCAGUUACCGGGUUAAUAGAAGGCCGUUCCUACAUAUUCCGGGUUCGAGCAGUGAAUAAAAAUGGAAUAGGCCUGCCCUCCCGAGUUUCUGAGCCCGUGGCCGCCCUGGAUCCAGCUGAGAAAGCAAGACUUAAAAGUCGCCCGUCAGCACCCUGGACCGGACAGAUCAUCGUCACGGAAGAGGAGCCCUCAGCCGGCAUUGUUCCUGGGCCCCCCACAGACCUCUGUGUCACCGAGGCAACCCGAAGCUAUGUGGUGCUGAGCUGGAAGCCCCCCGGCCAGCGGGGCCACGAGGGCAUCAUGUACUUUGUGGAGAAGUGUGACGCGGGGACAGAGAGCUGGCAGCGGGUGAACACAGAGCUCCCCGUGAAGUCCCCUCGCUUUGCCCUGUUCGAUCUGGCCGAGGGCAAGUCCUACCAAUUCCGCGUGCGCUGCUCCAACUCGGCUGGGGUCGGUGAGCCCUCAGAGGCCACAGAGGUGACCGUUGUGGGGGACAAACUCGACAUCCCCCAGGCUCCCAGCAAAGUCAUCCCGAGCAGGAAUACAGAUACUUCGGUGGUGGUUUCGUGGGAGGAGCCCCCGGAUGCCAAGGAGCUGGUGGGGUACUACAUCGAGGCCAGCAUGGUCGGCUCCGGCACGUGGGAGCCCUGCAACAACAACCCGGUGAAGGGCACAAGGUUUACUUGCCAUGGACUGGUGACGGGUCAGAGCUACAUUUUCCGGGUCAGAGCAGUGAAUGCGGCUGGGCUUAGCGAUUAUUCGCAGGACUCAGAAGCAAUCGAAGUCAAAGCCGCGAUCGGAGGCGCAGUGUCUCCGGAUGUGUGGCCCGACCUGCCUGCUGCUCCCGGCGGACUAACAGCCUCCAGGGGGGCUGUGCAUGGAGCCUCCCCGAAAAGCUGCCCGAAAGAUGCUUUGCCCGAUAGCAAACUUAGCAAACCUUCACCUCCCCGCGUGUCUCACGACCUGGGCCACACAGAAGCGAGUAAAGUAAGUGACACAGUUCAGGAGGGGCUCACCCCCGCGCCCCAGAAGGCGGCUCCCCAGGGGCAGAGUCAGUCUGAGCCCCUGAAAGAGAAGAAGGACCCAGUAGCCGCGCCGUCUCCACCCUAUGACAUCACUUGUCUUGAAAGCUUUCGUGACUCGAUGGUUCUUGGAUGGAAGCAGCCGGAUAACAGCGGAGGGGCAGAAAUCACUGGCUACUAUGUGAAUUACCGAGAGGUGACCGAUGGGAAACCAGGGCCCUGGAGAGAAGCCAACAUCAAGGCGGUCAGCGAGGAGGCCUACAAGAUCAGCAACCUGAAGGAAAACGUGGUGUACCAAUUCCAAGUGGCUGCUAUGAACCUCGCCGGCCUGGGGGCGCCAUCGGCCGUGAGCCAGAGUUUCAAGUGCGAGGAGUGGACCAUCGCCGUGCCCGGUCCACCGCACAGUCUCAGGUACAGCGAGGUCAGGAAGAACUCCCUGGUUCUGCAGUGGAAGCCCCCUCUCUACUCGGGGCGGACUCCAGUCACUGGCUACUUUCUGGACCUGAAGGAGGCCAGUGCUAAAGAGGACCAGUGGCGAGGACUCAAUGAGACCGCCAUUGAACACACGUACCUGAAGGUGCAAGGCCUCCAGGAGGGCGUCAGCUACGUGUUCCGGGUCCGAGCCAUCAACCAGGCAGGCGUCGGGAAGCCAUCUGAUCUCGCUGGCCCUGUAGUGGCAGAAACCCGACCAGGAACCAAGGAGGUCGUUGUAAGCGUGGAUGACGACGGGAUCAUUUCAUUGAACUUCGAAUGUGAUCAGAUGACUCCAAAUUCAGAGUUCACCUGGUCCAAAGACUACGUGCGCACUGAGGACUCCCCACGGGUAGAAGUCGAAAGCAAAGGCAACAAGACAAAAAUGACCUUUAAAGACCUGGGGACAGAUGACCUGGGCAUCUACUCCUGCGACGUAACGGACACCGAUGGGAUAGCAUCAAGCUACGUCAUCGACGAGGACGAACUGAAGCGUUUGCUGGCUCUCAGCCAGGAACACAAGUUCCCAACUGUCCCAACUAAAUCGGAGUUGGCGGUGGAGAUUUUGGAGAAAGGUCUGGUCCGGUUCUGGAUGCAGGCGGAGAAGCUGUCUGCCAACGCCAAGGUCAACUACAUAUUUAACGAGAAGGAGAUUUUUGAAGGACCGAAAUACAAGAUGCAUGUCGACCGAAACACUGGCAUCAUCGAGAUGUUCAUGGAGAAGCUGCAGGACGAGGACGAGGGGACGUACACGUUCCAGAUUCAGGACGGGAGAGCCACGGGCCACUCCACCCUGGUGCUCAUUGGGGACGUUUAUAAAAAACUCCAGAAAGAAGCCGAAUUCCAGCGGCAAGAAUGGAUCAGGAAACAAGGCCCCCAUUUUGCUGAGUAUUUGAGCUGGGAAGUGACAGGUGAAUGUAAUGUACUGUUGAAAUGCAAGGUGGCAAAUAUUAAGAAAGAGACUAACAUUGUGUGGUACAAAGACGAGAGGGAGAUAUCAGUGGACGAGAAGCACGACUUCCAGGACGGCAUAUGCACACUGCUGAUAACAGAGUUUUCCAAGAAGGACGCUGGGUUUUACGAAGUCAUCCUGAAAGAUGACCGCGGAAAGGAUAAAAGCCGGCUGAAGCUUGUGGAUGAAGCCUUCCAAGAACUGAUGAGCGAAGUGUGCCGCAAGAUCGCUUUGUCAGCCACAGACCUGAAAAUCCAGAGCACUGCCGAGGGCAUCCGGCUGUACUCUUUUGUCACCUACUACCUGGAUGACCUGAAGGUUAACUGGUCCCACAAUGGGACUGCCGUUAAGUACACAGACAGAGUGAAGAGUGGGGUCACCGGGGAGCAGAUCUGGCUUCAAAUCAAUGAGCCCACUCCUAAUGACAAAGGGAAAUAUAUAAUGGAGCUCUUCGACGGGAAAACUGGACACCAGAAGAUGGUGGACCUUUCUGGACAAGCAUAUGAUGAGGCCUAUGCCGAGUUCCAGAGGUUAAAACAAGCUGCGAUCGCCGAGAAAAAUCGGGCCCGGGUGCUGGGCGGGCUCCCUGACGUGGUCACCAUCCAGGAGGGCAAGGCCCUCAACCUCACCUGCACCGUGUGGGGCGACCCUGCACCCGAGGUGUCCUGGCUGAAGAACGAGCGGCCGCUGGCCUCCAACGACCACUGCAACCUGCGCCUGGAGGCCGGGAAGACGGCCUACUUCACCAUCCUGGGCGUGAGCACGGCCGACUCGGGCAAGUACGGGCUGGUGGUGAAGAACAAGUAUGGCACCGAGACCAGCGACUUCACGGUCAGCGUGUUCAUCCCCGAGGAAGAGGCCCGCACGGCCACGGCUGAGGCCCAGAAGGGCACCCAGAAGUCCAAGUGAGCAGGGGCCUGCGAGGGGCGGCAGCCAAGAGGAGCCAGGACGACCUGCUGUGUGUGUAUGUCUGUGCGUGGACAGGGAAAUGCAGCUGGGCGUGGUGGUGCACACCUGUGAUCCCAGCAGGUGAGGCUGAAGCAGGAGGAUCCCUGCAAGUUCAAGGUUAGCCUGGUCUACAACGUGAGUUCAAGGCCAGCCUGAAUUUCACAGUGCGACCCUGUCUCAAAAGGAAAAACAAAACAUUUUGUUCCUUACCUGCAAAUUCUGCGUUGAGAAAAUACCACUGGUUUCAUGGACGGUCGGAAAGGGUUGAGGAAGAAGCUGGAGUUGUGUGGAGGGCCGUGUGCAAUGGUCAGUGAGCGCAGGGCGCACUGUGGAUCGUGAUUCUGCACCAGGUCCUGGAGGACAGCGUGGAGCUGGGGCCCGCGUGUGUGUAUGUGUAUGUGUUGGUGCCGUGUCGGGACUCGCAUGCAGCCCCGGGCUCCUCACUCUGAAUAAAUCGUGUCUGCCCCUC
Molecule: messenger RNA, 5871 nt
Organism: Cavia porcellus (domestic guinea pig)
Lineage: Eukaryota; Metazoa; Chordata; Mammalia; Rodentia; Caviidae
Gene: Myom1
Product: myomesin 1
Exons: 38
Coding region: 387-5363 (1658 amino acids)
Molecular function (GO): kinase binding
Source: RefSeq, a predicted model, not a curated record